This is a messenger RNA of Argiope bruennichi, 535 nucleotides long. RefSeq lists its product as uncharacterized. Lineage: Eukaryota; Metazoa; Arthropoda; Arachnida; Araneae; Araneidae. Bases 49 to 411 code for a protein of 120 amino acids. The transcript is spliced from 5 exons. The record is from RefSeq and is a predicted model, not a curated record.
CGUCAGUAUCUGCUUUAGGUAGCUUCUUUACUCAAUAGAAAGAAUAAAAUGCCCUACUCUCACACGUUUUUCAGUUUCAUCGUUAUAUCCUGCUUGUAUUUAGUUCUUGCCUGGCAGCAUGUCGAUGCAGAAUACAACGACGACUCACUUGCUGUGUCUUCUUCAAAUGGGUGGAAGGACAAUUUAGAAAAAAGAAACACUUGGUGGACCAAAAAGUCUAUCCCUAAUGAUGAAUUUUCCAGUGCUUGUUCUGUGGAGAAGUGCUUGCUGAUGAUGAUCGACUGCGUACGCCGUUCCGAGAACAAGACGGCACUCGUGCAGUGCAAGGAUGCACACAUUGCAUGCUUGGCGAACUGCUUCCAGAGGUAUAAGGAGAAGUACAUGUUCAGAAGUAUGGCCAUGGCAUCGUAAUCGGCAGGCUGUAGACGAACAAGUGGCCUAUGUUGACGAGAUUACUACACGAAGACAAAUAUGAACGAAAACAUGAUUUGAUUCACUACUCUUACUUUGUUUUUUGAUGCACUUUAUCUAUAUU